ACGCUGAAGUGCAAGGGACAUCAGACCCUGGAAAUAUUCGUUCAACAGAAAUGUCAUUGAAAAACUACAAAUCUUCUACAGAGUAUAACAAAUAGAACAUGAUGGACUAACAUUUACCAUCUAAGCUUGCAUAUUCAUUGUACAUUCGGAGAAAAUGCAGUUCUUAAAAGUAAUGUUACUUGUGGCGGUUGUCUGUUUCAUUUUCAACUUUGAAGGCGCCCUUUCAGAUAAUUGCGACUCUGUCAAAUGCAGUGAACCCACUAAUUGCAGAAAAGGAACAUUUAGACUUAAGAAUCAAUGCUGUGACAAAUGUAAAGGAGAAUAUGUCUGCCCUGCAAAUCUAGAAUGUAAAACUAUAACGUGUAAACAAGAUGACGAUUGCGAUCGUGGUAAAAAGUGUUGUGAUUGUGUAGGUGCGGGCACCGUCUGUUCUAAAGUGACCGGCAAUGCAGACAGCGACGAAACAAACAGUGAAGAUACAGAGAGUGACAGCAAAAAGACAGUGUCCUAUGAGAACACAAACCUUUGACAUUAAUAAUUAUAUACAUGUAGCUGAUUUGUAUUCAAUAGUAGUAUACAAUAACCUACCAUAGUGCGAUCAAGAAAUACUAGAAACAAAAUUCAUUCCGGUAUUUUUAUAGGAAAUUUUGUAUUAAAGGGUAUAUAGCUAUAUUUUAUGAAAUGUUUUUCUAUAGUUUUUAAACAGUAAAAUAAUGCUGUAUCGAUAAUCUUAUGACUGAUUCUACAAAACUAGUAACAUAAAAUGUUUCUGUUAUUCUGCACAUUAACAGUGUAUGGACACUGAAUUAAAUGAUCCGGACAAAAUACUUUUCGUACAGAUAUUUUGAAUGUACAUUUGUAUUAUUUUUCAAAACUAAAAUGACAUUUUUGUUUAGGCAGAUAUAUAGCUUUAUGAUAAACACUUUAAGUUAAGUGCGCAUUUGGAAUAUUCAAAAUCUGCAGAAGUGUAUAUUAUAUUCAAGAGAAAAUAAAGAUAAAACAAACAUAUUAUUAUAUCAUAUUUUGAACUUCAUACACAGUAUUGUUGACAUAC
This is a messenger RNA of Ruditapes philippinarum (Manila clam), 1054 nucleotides long. RefSeq lists its product as uncharacterized. Lineage: Eukaryota; Metazoa; Mollusca; Bivalvia; Venerida; Veneridae. The coding region runs from base 155 to 529 and encodes 124 amino acids. The transcript is spliced from 3 exons. The record is from RefSeq and is a predicted model, not a curated record.